GACGACGCGGGCUCGGCGCUGCAGGCCACCAAGGACAAGUUCAAGUCGACCGGCAUCGCGUUCCACGAGGUCGAGGGCCCGCCCGCGAGCUUCGGCGCGGUGGGGGUGGCGCGCGACGGAAAGCAGGGGCGACUGCGGCAUUCCGACCAUCGCGCCUGGCGCCUCCACCUUGCCUGUCGGGAGCUCGAGCGACCUGGGGCGCCGAGGGCGGCCUGGCAGAUCCGGGUCUCCCCGGGGCAUUGGAUUCAGCGCUGCCUGCUGCUGCGGCCAGCCCUGUCCGUCUUCCGCCUGCUCUACUGGUUCGUUGACGCGCGGGCCCCAGGGCCCCCCUGCCCGCCGCCGGCUGGGGCCCGACGCGAGAUCCAGCUCUUCCGCGGCCUCAUCUUCCAGGCGGUGGUCUUCCUGGACAGGCCCACGUCGAACCCGGCCCUCUGCUCCGACCAGUUCAUCCCCGACAAGCGCCCCGACGCCGAGCUGGAGGACACCUUCGCGCCCGGCUGGGCCCCCGGCGCGGACGGGGUGCUGGGCGAGACGCCUGGCGCUGCUGGAGUGGCCGUCUGCCCCCCCCCCCCCCCUGCGCGGGCGCGCAAGAGCGCCCGAGGGGUGCCCGAGGGCCAGCCCGGGCCCGCCGCGCGGCCCGCCGGCCUCGCCGCGCCCGACGACCUCGUCGACCCCGCCCGCUGGGUGCUCAUAGUCGAGCUGGGCCGCCACGAUUCUCGGGCGCUCAGCCUAGGGGGCAACAUGUCCGAGAUGCUCUCCAUCGAGAAUGGGCGCGCCGUGGACCUCGGGCUGGCCUGCGCGCGUCGACGGGCGGCCGCCGGCCAGAUUGCCCGCGGCAUCUCCUGGCGCCGCCGCCACCUCGACACGGGCCGCAGCCUCAGUAAAGCUGGUUCGAGGAAGGCGCUCCUGGGCGCGCAUCGCCCAGGGCGACGUCGAGUCGAGGUUGGCUGGGAGGGCUCGACUCCUUCUCCG
Prorocentrum cordatum is the source of this 972-nucleotide messenger RNA. NCBI's taxonomy places the organism in Eukaryota, Dinophyceae, Prorocentrales, Prorocentraceae. The record is from the annotation of a GenBank genome assembly.